AUGGCAGAUAAUUACUUUCCCUAUACGUAUACGUCUGAUAACGAUCACAACCUUCAGCACCGCUGGGUAAUUAUCGACGAGGCUCAAAUAAUGACGUCGCCCGCUUGUCAUCAAAAGCAUACGCCUAUUUUGCCUCACAUAGUCGUUCCUUUUCCUCCGCAAAUUAAUCCGAAAGAUCUUAUUAUCAAACAAAACAAGAAGAGCAAGAAGGCAACAAAACCACCGAACGCUUUUAUGAUAUAUCGGAUGAGGUACGUACAACAGCUGCAUUCCAAAGGUUAUAGGCUUCCGAUGCGAGACUUAUCGCCGCUGAUAUCAAAGUCAUGGCGUGAACAACCUGAUAUAGUUGUUCAACACUAUGAACAACUCGCAAAAGAAGCAAGCAGCUACUAUAACGAGAUUAAUGAAAGGGUUCCAAAAAGACAGUCUGAACCUCGUCUACCGCUUUCGAAAUCGAGCUCUACACAUUCGCCGGUCUAUAUGUCUGCUAAGGAACCCAUAUAUCCUCCCCGUAAUGGGACUAUUCCGGUGAGGAAUUCUUGCACAGAGCCUUAUCAACAUUCUCUCUGCGGAAAUGUCGAUAAGCAUUAUAGUCAGCAUCCUUCGCAUUACCAUUCACCAUAUCCAUAUUCGCAAUUACCUCCUACACUAUCGCAAACUACUUUUCCAAGUAGCAACUAUGUGGACAAUACCCGAAACCCGUUUACGCUACCUAGUAUUAAUACUAUGUCUCACAUGCCUGCUCCGCGUAGACUGGCAGAUACAAGCAAUAUUACAUCUAAUGCAUAUCCUGGCAGUCUUUAUGGAAGUUGGGAAUAA
Paraglomus occultum is the source of this 819-nucleotide messenger RNA. NCBI's taxonomy places the organism in Eukaryota, Fungi, Glomeromycota, Glomeromycetes, Paraglomerales, Paraglomeraceae. The record is from the annotation of a GenBank genome assembly.